Molecule: messenger RNA, 780 nt
Organism: Candidula unifasciata
Lineage: Eukaryota; Metazoa; Mollusca; Gastropoda; Stylommatophora; Geomitridae
Source: the annotation of a GenBank genome assembly
AUGAGCAAACCACGACCACUUUCCACAGCAAAUGGGGAGACAGAAAAGUCAUCGAGAUUUGCUGCCAAAAAGAAGCAGAAACGAAUCGGCAAAAGAGGUCGCUCGGAUGGCUUCGUUGUUGGUCUUGACUUGGCCAACUCGUCAGAAGAUGAAGGCGUUGAGACCGCCAAGAAGUCUGGGUUCGAAUCGGAGUCUUUGAAUUUUAUAUUGUGGUUGAGGAAUCCAACGGUCCAGAACCUGUCUCGAUUGCGGAAAGCUAUUAAAUGCAAUGACAAUGAUUGGAUGAGAGGAUUUCUGGAGUUUGAUGGACUUGGUCUUUUGUUUCAGUGUCUGAAAAACCUGAGCAACUACCACAGCAAUCACUUCACUGACAUGGUGCUUCGCAUGACCUGUGUCUCUUGUAUCAGAGAAGUGGUCAACUCUAGAAGCGGCUUGGACUGCCUCCUGGCUUUUGGGGACCGCAACGACAAUCUGUUUGGCAGGCGAUUUGCGUCUGCCAUGGAGACAGACAACCUGAUGGUAAAGAUGCAGAUUUUCGAUCUCCUGUCAGCUCUGUGUGUCUACUCCACGGAUGGAUUUUACCUCACACUAAACGCGCUGGAACGUUACAAGAUAUGGAGGAAACAGAGGUACCGAUUCAGUUUACUGAUCACUGAACUGAGCAACUCGGAUCUGACCACGUACAAAACGUCCGUGAUGGCCCUCAUCAACUCCAUCAUCGUGGCCAGCGAGAACCUCCGCGACAGGAUCAGGAUCCGAAGCGAAUUUGUUGGUCAGUAU